Molecule: messenger RNA, 971 nt
Organism: Ciona intestinalis (vase tunicate)
Lineage: Eukaryota; Metazoa; Chordata; Ascidiacea; Phlebobranchia; Cionidae
Source: RefSeq, a predicted model, not a curated record
UCCAACCAUUAGUGAAAACUUAUAUUAAAAAGGGUCUUUGUUGUUUGUCAGUCAUCUGUAGCUUUGGUAUUUGAAAUCAUUCAGGCUUUUGUUUUGUAAGAUCGAUAGCGUUUGCAGUAUCUUAUUUUAAAUUUGAACUGGAUAACAUUAAACUGUGUUUUCAUCUUUCUUGUGAAAAUGGCUGAACCAAAGGAAACACAGCCAUUUUGGUCCCACAAAUCCCAGAAAUAGGAGAGUUAAGAGAGUUAAUGACAUCAUUAAAUGAAAAAGUUGAUGGUGUGGCUGAAACAAUUCAAACUUCGAAGGAUAAAGGGCUCGGACCUAUGGGACUUGAUGGACCUCAGAUUGCCAAUUCGCAUGGUUGUUAUGUUUAUAACCACUGUUCAUUUCAAACUCCUCACCAUUCAGCAUCCCAUGCAUUGGCUGAAGAACAAGCGGCAGAUUUAAAAGAUAAAAAAAAGGUUGUUCAUGUUUCGGAAAGUGAUGAAAAAUUUUACAAUGAUUAUUCGGAAAGCUUAUGGGAUGGGGUAUAUCCUAUUCGACAUCGUUCACCAAAGGCUCAUGUUUUGAUACUUAACAACUAUGAAGGAUUUAAAGCAGGGGAUGAGAGAAAGGGAGCUAAAACAGAUAGAAAACUCAUGAAGCAAUUAUGGGAGGGGUGUCAAUGUGAAGUUGAAGUAAAAGAAAACCAAACUGCUGAGGCAAUGUGGGAUUCUUUAAUUAAGUUUUCAAGAAGCGACAAACAUAAAUCAUGUGACUUCUGUGUUGUGAUCAUUAUGAGCCAUGGAGGUUUGGCUGAUGGAGGCCAUGAUUACUUUUGUGGAAUUGAUGAUAAACCUAUCAAAAAUGAUGAGGUUGUUAAGUUAUUUAAAAACUCAAAAGACCGUCGUUAUCUGAUUGGCAAACCCAAGCUUAUCUUCUUCCAGAGUUGUCGUGGAGGUAAAAAUACUAAAUAAUUUAUAACUGUAAUA